Molecule: messenger RNA, 2316 nt
Organism: Dovyalis caffra
Lineage: Eukaryota; Viridiplantae; Streptophyta; Magnoliopsida; Malpighiales; Salicaceae
Source: the annotation of a GenBank genome assembly
AUGGGGGCUGCAAGCUCUAAAACAGAAGAAGACAAAGCUUUGCAGCUUUGUCGUGAAAGAAAGAAAUUUGUUAGGCAAGCACUUGAUGGCAGGUGCUCACUAGCAGCUGCUCAUGUUAUGUAUAUUCACUCGCUGAGAAGUACAGGAACUGCUCUUAGGAAGUUUGUUGAAACUGAAGUUCCUAUCGAAUCUUCGUUGUACACGUCCACUAAUGCAACGCCAGAGCCUCUUGCUCUGACUGAGAAGUCUCUUUCCCAUUUCUCAGUCUCCUCUCCAUCUUUAUCUCACCCUGUUGAUGUAGCUGAAAACAUUUCUCCUUCACCAUCUCCUCCCAGCUCAAGUCGGAUUCAGGCACAUCAUAUGAAAUUUAUGGGCUUUUCUUCUAAAAAAGUUGAAGAGAAACCUCCUGUAGUUGUUACAGGGACAGUAACCUCAUCCAGUACCCCACAGAAUACCACAACUCGUUCCACUGAAAAAAAUGAAACAUCACAGUUUGAAGAUUCAUCAGUCCCAUCAGGGACUCCACAAUGGGAUUACUUCGAACUUUUUCAUCCUAUUGAUCACCAAUUUUCUUUCCAAGAUGGAAGGCAAAUGAACCAUGGGUUGGACGGUGCUGAUGAUUUAAUACAGCUCAGGGAAGAGGAAGGAAUUCCUGAGCUGGAAGACGAAGAAGAGAAAGCUUCAUUUCAUGAAAGUGCAGAAUCUGAGGGUUCGGAAGAUGAAUUUGAUGAUCCUCCUGCAGAUACUUUGGUUCGAAGUUUUGAAAAUCUUAACAGGGUACAUGAUCAUGUAGCACCUAGUGCCUCACCAACCACGCCUUCUGCUGGGGUUGCAGCUUCAGAAACUGAGUUGUUGAAUGGGGAGAAAGGCAACUCUCCUGGUUUGUCGCCAUUAAGAACACCAUCAUCAGCAGUUACUGUUUCAGCUGACAGAAAGAACACACCGAUGAAGGAAGAUCAAUCAGAAAAUAACGUUUCUUCUAAGGACUUCUUUUCAAGCAUAAAAGAUAUAGAAUAUCUCUUUAUAAAAGCUUCUGAAUCUGGUCAAGAAGUUCCGAGGAUGCUUGAAGCAAAUAAAUUGCAUUUCCGUCCAAUAGCUCCUGGAAAAGAAAAUGGAUCAGUGGCAUCUACAUUCUUCAAGGCCUGUUUUUCUUGCAGGGAAGACCCUAGCCAAGUGCAAGAAGAGCCUGCCCAAAAUGAUGUGAAGUACUUAACUUGGCAUAGGACGACAUCAUCACGAUCAUCUUCAUCCCGGAAUCUUCUUGGAUUAAAUGCCAAGGAUGAUUCAGAGAAUCUGGCUGGUAAUCUUUUUGAUAAUUUUUGUAUGACCUCUGGCAGUCAUGUUUCGACCUUAGACAGGCUAUAUGCUUGGGAGAGGAAACUUUAUGAUGAAGUCAAGGCUAGUGAGAUGGUCAGAAGGGAGUAUGACAUGCACUGUAGAAAUUUGAGACAACUGGAAUCAAGUGGAAUAAGUCUCCAUAAUACCAAAAUUGAUAAAACUCGUGCUGUUGUUAAAGAUCUGCACUCGAGGAUCAGAGUUGCCCUUCAAAGAAUCGAUUCUAUCUCGAAGAGGAUUGAGGAAUUGAGGGACAAAGAGCUCCAGCCACAACUCGAGGAAUUAAUUGAAGGGUUGAGUCGGAUGUGGGAAGUGAUGCUUGAAUGCCACAAGCUUCAGUUCAACAUCAUUACAAUAGCAUUCAACAAUGGUAAUGCCAAAUUCUCUAUACAGUCUGAGUCUCAUCGUCAGGUUACUGUCCAUCUAGAAAAAGAACUCAGCUCCCUAUCUUCAAGUUUUACAAAGUGGAUUGGGUCUCAGAUUUCCUACCUGGAGGCUAUAAAUAAUUGGCUUUUUAAAUGUGUCUCUCUUCCACACAAACCUGUCAAGAGAAAAAGGAGGCAAAACACCCCUUCGACGACGUUAAGACACUAUGGCCCACCUGUAUAUGUCACCUGUGGUGUCUGGUUGGACAAGCUUAAGGAAUUGCCUGCAAAGGAAGUUACAGAAUCUAUAAAGUUUUUAGCAGCUGAAACUUCUCGCUAUUUACCACGCCAAGAGAAGAACCAUGGGAAGAAUGCAAACAUCUCAUCAUGGAAGGCUGAUAACGGCAGUGAUUCAGCAGUUAACAUGUUGAGAGAUGAGGCAUCGGAGGAUUUUAUUAUAGGUUUUGAGCCUUUUCGAUCAAGGUUGGAGGGAUUUCUUAGUCAGUUGUACAACUUUGCUAAGGCUUCUGUCAACGUGUAUGCAGAACUUGAAAAGGAAAUCCAGGAUGCCAAGUGUAAGUAUGAAGGAUUGAAAUCCGAACAGCAAGUUGCUUAA